Molecule: messenger RNA, 453 nt
Organism: Coffea arabica (coffee)
Lineage: Eukaryota; Viridiplantae; Streptophyta; Magnoliopsida; Gentianales; Rubiaceae
Molecular function (GO): nucleic acid binding; zinc ion binding
Source: RefSeq, a predicted model, not a curated record
AUGGCUAGUGAAGACACAUUCAAGCUUGGUGAUCUGGACAGAACCUACAUAGUCAAUCUCACUCAAAGAAUCUAUGAUUGUGGUAGUUUUUGGAUAGUUGGAAUUCCGUGCAAACAUGCAGCACUAGGAGUUAUGUACAGGAGAGAGAAGUUGGAGUCCUAUUGUGAAACUUGGUUCACAAAAGACAAGGCAUACUCUGCAAUGAUUCAUCCUAUUCUUGAUGUAAAGAGAUGGCCUCCUAUGCCUAAAGUGCUCCCAAAAGUUGUUUUGCCACCUAUUUUGAGAAGAGCUCCUAGUAGACCAAGAGUAAAUCGAAGGAGGGAAGCUAAUGAAGGAGCAUCUUCUGCACAAGCAAAAAGGUCAAGUACUUUCAAGUGUAGAAAUUGUGGAGCUUUUGGUCAUAAUAAGAUGACUUGCAAACGAGCACCUAUGCUAAAAAGAACUGCAAAAUAG